Ceratotherium simum simum (southern white rhinoceros) is the source of this 1774-nucleotide messenger RNA. It is a transcript of the gene SLC30A10, whose product is annotated as solute carrier family 30 member 10. Gene Ontology annotation, molecular function: zinc ion transmembrane transporter activity. Gene Ontology annotation, biological process: intracellular zinc ion homeostasis; zinc ion transmembrane transport; detoxification of zinc ion. NCBI's taxonomy places the organism in Eukaryota, Metazoa, Chordata, Mammalia, Perissodactyla, Rhinocerotidae. Gene Ontology annotation, cellular component: membrane. The record is from RefSeq and is a predicted model, not a curated record.
UGGCGGGGCCAUGGGCCGCUACUCGGGCAAGACGUGCCGGCUGAUCUUCAUGCUCGUGCUCACCGGCGGCUUCUUCGUGGCCGAGCUGGUCUCGGGCUACCUGGGCAACUCCAUCGCGCUGAUCUCCGACUCCUUCAACAUGCUGUCGGACCUGAUCUCGCUGUGCGUGGGGCUGAGCUCCGGCUACAUCGCGCGGCGCCUCAGAGGGGACUUCAAGGCCACCUACGGCUACGCGCGCGCCGAGGUGGUGGGCGCGCUCAGCAACGCCGUCUUCCUCACCGCGCUCUGCUUCACCAUCUUCGUGGAAGCCGUGCUGCGCCUGGGCAGGCCCGAGCGCAUCGAUGACGCCGAGCUGGUGCUCAUCGUGGGCGUCCUGGGGCUGGCGGUGAACGUGGUGGGGCUGCUCAUCUUCCAGGACUGCGCCUCCUGGUUCGCCUGCUGUGGCCGCCGCCGCAGCCAGCAGCCCCUGGCCGAGGGCGCUCUCGGGGAUCUGCAGGGCGCAGAGGGCCGGUGGCACGCCACCACCCCGACUGCCCCGGGCCAGGACUCGGCCGUGACCCUCCGUGUGACCUCGUUGGAAAGGAAGGAGGAGGAGGGGGCGACCGUGUACUCAAACGUAGCAGGUGAUCCCCCAAACACCCAGAAUGAGCCAGAAGAGACUGUGAAAAAGGAGAAAAAGUCCGAAGCCCUUAACAUUAGAGGUGUACUUUUGCAUGUGAUGGGAGAUGCCCUGGGGUCCGUGAUUGUGGUCAUCACGGCCGUCAUAUUCUAUGUGCUUCCCCUGCAAACUGACGACCCGUGUAACUGGCAGUGCUACAUUGACCCCAGCCUGUCUAUAGUCAUGGUCAUCAUCAUUUUGUCAUCUGCCUUCCCACUCAUCAAGGAGACCGCUGUCAUUCUGCUGCAGAUGGUCCCCAAGGGAGUCAACAUUGAAGAGCUGAUCAGUAAACUCUCUGCCGUGCCCGGAAUCAGCGGUGUACAUGAAGUGCACGUCUGGGAACUUGUAAGUGGAAAGAUCAUUGCCACCCUGCACAUCAAGUUUCAGAAGGACACGGACUAUCAGGAUGCCAGUAUAAAAAUUCGAGAAAUCUUCCACAAAGUGGGAAUCCACAAUGUAACCAUCCAGUUCGAGAAGGUGGACUUGAAGGAGCCCCCGGAGCAGGACUUGUUGCUCUGCAGUUCACCCUGCAUCUCCAAGAGCUGUGAGAAGCAGCUGUGUUGUCCCCCCAGGGCUCUACCUCUGGCGCAUGUCAACGGCUGUGCUGAGCACAAUGGCAGUGCCCCCCUAGAUACAUACCGAAAUGACAACCUCGGGAGAGGAGAAACCACGGAAGUGGCUAUUGAAGUAUCUUCGGACAGCUUUCUGAGUGACCGUGGACAAGCUCUUAGCAAAACUCAGGAGGACCAAUGUUAUGUCAACAGCACACAUUUUUAGUCUGGUACCCACAUAAACAGACUGUAUAGACAAGGCACUUUGGAACCACUGGCUUGGCUUGUGGAAAGAGCUUUGUGGGUUGUAGGCACCGACCAAACUCACAGUGUGCACUCUCUGUGUUCAGUAAGGGGUUGGCUGUUGGGGAUGUUAGUUGAACAUGUCUGUUAAUUUUGAUGUGACUGAUAACCUCUUUACACUCUCCUGGGUGUCUCAUGCUGCUCUUCAACAGUUUUAGUCUGAACAUUUAUUUUCUGAAGCAACUGUACUAGUCUAUAGAUCAGGGAUAUUGAAGGCUGGGACUCAAUGGCUGUGGACACAGAAUUCAAAGUAGCGUUUGUU